AUGGCAAAUCUGGAAAAACAAACGGAUGAAAUUUUAGUAUUACAAUCUAUAUUUGAUGGAAGAUUUCGUCUUCUUAAUGGCAAUGAUCAAUAUGAAAUUUCCAUUGAUUUUGAUUUAAAUGAACCAUUUUAUAUUCGAUGUAAUGACAAAACAGCGAUCGUUCGUCGUUUACCUCCAUUUACUUUGAUUAUACAUUACCAUGAUGAAUAUCCCAGUGAUUAUCCUCCGUCGUUUGUUCUUUCAUGUUUUUAUUUUUCAAAAUCAUCUUUACAGAACCUUUGUCAAAAGCUUGAUAACUAUGCGUUUGUUAAAGGUGAAGUUUGUGUUUUUGAUUGGAUUGAAUUGAUUAGGCGAGAGAUUGCCAAUGAGUUAGUACUUGAUAAAGGCUUCGGUGAACAAAUCAAUGAUCCCCGAGCGUUAAAUGGUUAUCUCGCUGACAAUAUCGCUCACAUUUAUCAAUAUUUAAUUAACUAUAACGCAGAAAAAGAGGAGCAACAAUUUCGAAAUCAACUUCAGACAUGUUUAAUAUGUACAGAUAUGAUAUCCGGUACGGAUUGCAUCCGUCUCUAUCGCUGUGGACAUUUCUAUUGUCAGCCGUGCUUAAAUAAUUAUGUUCAAUUGACAUUUAACAAUGGUCACUUUGGCGAUCAGGUACAUUGUCCACAAAGUCAAUGCCAGAAGGCAUUACUGCCCAAUGAAAUCAAAGCAAUUCUUCAAGAUGAACGUUUAUACGAACGAUACGAAAGAAUAACAUUACAACGUGCUCUACAAGCUAUGGAAGAUGUUAUUUGGUGCCCAAGAUGUCAGUCUGCUGUUCUUACUGGUGGUAAAGAUGAUACACUCUGUGUGUGUCAUCAAUGUCAUUUUACGUUCUGUAAGAAAUGCAAAGAAUUGUUUCAUUUUCAAACCAUGUGUCCAAAAGAUUACAUUAUGGAGCAAAUGCUAUUGAAAAAGCAAAAAGAAAUGGAACGGCUGCAGAGAGAAGCAGAAGAAAAACGUGAACGAAUUCGAAAAAUACAAGAAGGAGAUUUAGCAGUAGCUGCUACAUUGGAAGAAAGAGCUCUCGCACAAAAGGCUAUAAUGGACAAGAAGAAAAUCACCGAAGCAAAGCAACGGGUUGCUAAACAACCAUAUCGAGAAAUUGUUGUUAAUUUAGCAGAAGAAGACCAGUUAUUAGAAACGAUAUUAAAUGCUGAACGAGUAGAAGCUCUUAAUACUCAACUAUGCCCGCAUUGCCAUGUGAGGAUUGAGAAAAAUGGUGGUUGUACACACAUGCGCUGUGCGAACUGCUAUCGUGAUUUUACAUGGGAGAAUGGAGAAGGCGCUCGCGAUCCUCAAAUAGCAUCGUUGUUAUAUCAAUUUCCUUCCGCUUCAUCAGUCGGAUCGAUCAAAGAAGACUUGAUACAACAGUCUGUACAACAUAGUCAGAGAGUUGAUGAAAAUCAACCACAAGAGGGUGAGCGCAAGGAAGAAACGAAAUUUGUCAUUAACAAUAAAUCGCUUAUCGGUGCUGCCAUCGUUCAACGAGUGAAGCCAUGUCCGAAUACUUCAUGUAAGAAAUUCAAUGUUAAAAUUGGUGAAGACAAUUGGAUAGUAUGCACGGGUUGCAUGAAACAAUUCUGUUUUUCAUGUUUGCAAUCCAUUAACGGAGCUCAACAUUUUCAACGCAAAUGCGAUCGUUAUACACCAUUUCCUAACUAA
This is a messenger RNA of Adineta ricciae, 1701 nucleotides long. The record is from the annotation of a GenBank genome assembly. Lineage: Eukaryota; Metazoa; Rotifera; Eurotatoria; Adinetida; Adinetidae.